This is a messenger RNA of Amoebophrya sp. A25, 2626 nucleotides long. The record is from the annotation of a GenBank genome assembly. NCBI's taxonomy places the organism in Eukaryota, Dinophyceae, Syndiniales, Amoebophryaceae.
CACAGGUUACGGCUGGUCUCUCAGCAAAAGUUGCACGUGGUGUUCGCCGUGGCGGGAUGAAGAUUGGCCGCGCCACUGGGAUUUCGAAGUUAAGACCGCCUUGCGUGUUGAGAGUAAUGGUACUAGAAUCAGAGUUUGAUUUAGGUCCAUCCUUUUGCUUGUGAGGUGAUCUAGACGAGGUGCCUUUUCUUACGAGAAAUGAAUAGAUUGAUAGAUCGAGGACUUUUUUCUAAGACCACUAGAACUAAAAGUAUCUGUUUUUGCCUUCUAACCACUCCUUUCGAACUGAUGCAAGCUUUGUGCGGUGGCGGCGACCGCAGCUUCGGAAGAAUGAUGGGUUUGCAUCCCUGCAAAUCUCUUUAAGGCUACCGUUGAAACAUCCUCAGCGCCAUCCUGCCUUAACCUCGUUUUCUUUCCUUAACCUUAUAAGGGGAAAGGGGCUCAAGGAUUGGCUCAGGGAUGCGACGCGGUAGCUCUAAUCUUUGGAGGAAAAGAGUUGUAACCUAGUCGGGGCAAUGUGUGGACAAGUACUGAAGAUGCAUUUUCCUCAGAUGGCCGAUGGGACGAGGGCUCGCGUAGGGAAGAAAUGUAAUACAGCGGAUAUCAACAUUGAUAAGCCAAAUCCUCUGGGGAAAAGCAUGGACAAUUGCAAUGCGAGAAUGGUCGAUAUGCCGUAUCUGAUGCGCAACAAGAUCGCAGACAUGCAAGGGAGCGCUAUUGGGGUAAAUUAUAAGUAUAUGAUUAUUCUUUGACUUUGUAGAAUUUAUCUUUUUCAUCUGACGCACUCACACUUUCUUCAUCACACCAACACGUUUGUUCCCUUGUUCUGCAGCAUGAAGUUACGAUCUCAAGAAGGGUCCUCGUACUUUAUGCUCGUCACAAAUUUUCGCAUCCAUCCCCAUCCCGCUCAGGUCUUCAAAAACAAUUUCUACCUGAACAAAGCCUUGAAUACGAUCUUGGGUACUUCGUGGCCUGCCGACGCACCUCCAACGAUGACCGUCUGGGGAACUUCAAUCCACGGAAAGACCGGCUCUUGGUCCAUGGAUAGCGGCACCGAGUACAUCUACGACCAUAUUUAUCGGAUUCCUCAAGUCGCGCGUGGGUUUCCUCCACCAAAUCUGGUACGGUAUGUUCCCGGUAGUAUCAAAAAAAUGGUCGGCGAAUUGGAAGACGUCUAUCUGGGAAGAGAUGACACAUAUGUUAUGGCCGCUGUGAUUGUCGUUUUUCUAUACUAGAGCAGUUUAUAGGGGUGCCAGAUCCGGGAUGGGAUGGAUCGGAUGGAACGGAUGGACUUUCCACCAUUUCAAGCAGGAUCGGAAGAAUCAGGGGGGUCCAUCCGAUCCAUCCGAUCCAUCCGAUCCAUCCAAGUCCAUCCUACACCCGUUCUAUAAACUACUCUACUAUACCUAGACUUUUUACUAAUACUAGAUAGUGAUAGUGAGUACUCACAACUUCUAGAACUACAAGUUAGACCAAGAGGACAUAGACAAAACAAAGCAAAAAGGUUUGAGUAUCAAAUUGCUGGCGCAGCUAGAUUACAACUUGUGACGUCUAUGAUACGACCAGGACAGAGAGUCCUCCGUCAACCUUAUUUGUGAUCUCCCUAGAAGAUGACUUCUGUCCCUGACUCUGUCACUCUCUCUCUCUCUUUCUCUCUAUCUCUAACCCGGUCUGCGACAGUCGCGACAAUCCCAGUCAAUGCGCCUUGAUCGGUGGUGAUGUGUGGAAGUGCCUGAAACACUACGAUGCGAAGCGUUGCCACUUCUGCGAGGAUGCUGGUGAUUCUCUCCGCUGUGACGUGAGAGGUUGGAAUACCCAUGGUGACUUUUGGGAGCGGGUGCCGAUUUACCCCAGAGACGUCCUCGGCGAGAUGUUCCGAGACGAAUGGCGAGACUUCUACGCACGAGCGUUGCCGGUGAAAUUAUGGCUGGUCGUGGUGGUCGUAAAACUGAAUCUGAAACGGAAAAUAUCAAGCACACACGUUGAAUCUACUUCUACUUUUUGAUCAUGAUCUACAUCUACUACAUGUUCAUGUUCAAGAACAGUUGUUAUACGAUCAUCACUAUCAGUCUCAGCUUCUUAAGCUUGUUCUUUGUACGAUUAAUUUAAUAGAAGCAAAGACUGUUCUUGAACAUUGACUCCAUGUUUAUUUUAAUACGGUUUUCUUUGCCUAGAAACAAGUCUCCUCCUCGUCCUCCUCCCCAAAGAAACCCUAGUACUCUAAUUCCUGUCGAAAUACCAAAGAUGAUAACAAGGAACGUUACGAAUUUCAAGAUGAUGCCAUGGCAUAUGGUGAGGGACGCGCCGCCCAACACUGGGGUAUUCGACCGCUUGACAACAUUGCCAUUUGGCGACGCGAAUUUGACCAAUAUAGGGGUGGGGGUGAGGUAGUUCCUCGGGGGAAGAAAGCUUAGCAUGUGGAUUGUAGGCAUCCUGAACCCAGUUGAAAUGUCAAUCCGUGUUUCUCUCCAAGAGUUUCUUUUGUCUCCACGACCAGAAGAUGACUUACUUCUAGAAGUACUAGCCUAGAGCGACGCGUAGCUCAUUUCCGCACUAGAAUCACCACGCACCAUCACAAACCAAAAAAAAAACAUGCCGGCGCACGUGCAGGCACCGGCCUAGAAUU